GAGAGAACAACGCUCUUCAGAGGACAACACAGGGAAUUUAAAGCCCCUGUACUCCAAUGCACAUGAAUAUUGAUUUAAUCACCAUAUUUUAAUCAUGUGUCAACACCGUAGUCCGCAGUAGGGGGACGUUUGUUUGCUGUCCGUGCACAUUUCUCGCACAUUUUGCUGGACUAUGGCGGUGGAGCUGGUGGGGAAGCGCUGCCUGUGCGUGAGCGGCGGAGAGUCGCUGGAGCUCGCCGGAAUCUCGCGCUGGAGCUGGAGAGCCGGAGUCAUCCGUGCGACCACCGACCCGCCUGCGCUAACGGUGUGUGUGCACUGGGAUGGAGAGCAGUGCACAGAGGGGAAGUGGAGGCGACUCAGAGAGGAAUGUGAGGUGGUUUUGUUGGAGCAGGAACUUGUCUGGGCUGCCAGAAGAACCAGCACCAAAAACAGCAGCGCGCAUGAAAAGAAAAGCUUGCAACCUGCCCUGAGAUUCAAGCCUCUUAUUGGGCAGUCAUGUGUGGGAGGCGUUUCAGUGGUGGAGUUCAUUUCUGACAGACAGUUGGAGUUUUACAUGGAAAAGGAGGAGCUUCAGCCAUUUGAGGAGGAGGCGGACAGUGGAAAUCCAGCUGUGCAAGAUGAUCCGUCUUUGCAGAAACAGGUCCAGGCCUGGCUCAAGCAGAACCACUUCCAGAACAUUCUUCAGCAAGGUGCUCAUCCUCUGAGAGGUCUGAAAGUGAAAGUGUUCAGGCAGGAAUCCAAAACCCAGUGGUUGUCUGGAGUCAUCACACACCACGACCAGGACAAGAGAACCAUGGCUGUCUUGACUGACCAGGUCCGAGAGAUUGUCAAUGUCAAUCCAUUGCUGGUACAGAUGACGUUACUAGAUGAUAUCUCACACUCCACACUGAAGGGAGAAAACUCAAAACGCAAAUCUCAUAUCACCAAGAUCAAAAGGAUUUUGCUUGGCACAGGAAACAGAUCAAGCAACACUACAGCAAAUGACCAGGUGUGCAGUUCCAGUCCAGUGCAGCAGCAGUCAGAACUGUGCAAACAGAACUGCAGCAUUGAAGAGGAUGAAAAAGACGAGUUGAAGGAGAAAAAGAUAACUGAUGAAGGGAGAGGAGAUUCCUCCAAAUCUAAAAACAGCUACAGUGAGAGAAAAAGGAGGAAAGAAGAGGAGGAGAAAGAUGAAAAGGAGAGGAGUAGAUGUGGAUUGAAAAGGUUGAAAGCAGGCAGCGUGUCCGAACUGUCUGAGAACAGCAAUUCUGAAAAUUCCAGCUGCAGAGUGCAAGAUUCAUCCUCGGAUUCAGGAUCAAAGAGACAGCUGAAACAGCGUUACACUUCAAAGAGGCAAUUGGACUGUGAGACUCAACCCUCCCACAAAUGUGGGGAACUUUCACCCAACCAAUUGAGAGAUAGCGAGGGUCAGAAAUCUGGCAAAACUACUCAGUCCCAUUCCCCUAGUGCAUCUUGCAACAGUGCUUUCAAAAACAUUGAGGCAGCAGAGUGUGGUGCCAGAGUUAGUGGCAAAGAAGAGGAGAGAACUGAUGGGGGGAUAUCAGUAAUAGAGGACAGGAGUGAGGGGGCAUCUCAGGAAGACUCUGAGGCCGUGUCGGCGCUGCUGGCAUCCCAAGCGAGCGAGCAGCUGGUCUCCAUGGAGACCACAUGUGCGUUAUUACACACAUCACCUGUGGAGUGUGAAGGUGCAGAGGUUCAUGAAAUGUCGACGUGUGAUCCUGAGGUCAGAAAUUCAGAGUUCACUCAUGUAGAGGCUAGGGGGUCGGAGUUUAGCCAAUCAGAGGUCAGGAGGUCAGAUUUAUCCCAUUCAGUGGCAAUUACACCCAGCAGUGACUCCACAGUCUCUGUAGAAGAGGAGCCUAGAGGAGCACCGCCUCACUCGCCCAUCAUAACUUGCAACAAAAAGGAGGUGGAUAUGCAUUCUAAACUGAGUUGUUCUCCAGGAAUGAUGAACACAGAAUAUGGACCUGUAAUUUCCUUGGAAACUAACCACAAGCCCGGUGUGCACCCCAGUCCUUGCCCCUCUCCAGAGAGCAUAUCAAACCCUCAGACUGUAUGUGAGUCAUCUAGACAGAAACAGAGUGCAUCCCAAGAAAUGGGCAUAUUGAAGGGGGGAUCUCCUGUGGCUGAAUCCGCCAUGGUUAGUACUCCUACUAGCUUAAAAAUGGCUCCCAAUCACAAAGUGACCUGCUCCGCAGCUCCAGUCCUGACCCAGUCCCCUUCUCCAACCCCAACUCGAUCCAGAACACCAACACAUUCUCCCCAUACACCUAAUUGCUCUCCCACCCCAGACAAGUCCACCAAAAGCCCCCUCAUUGUGGACAAAAAGGAGCCCUUCACUGUCUAUAGAGACCCUGCACUAGUGAGGAUAGAGCUGGAGACCCACCCCACCUACAGCCAGCCUCCUCACAUGCUCCCAAACACCAAACACCACCUGAAGACCCCAUCUCCUUCCUCCAGUUCUCCAAGUCUGACCCCUUCCUCCUCCCACAGCAGGCUACUAAGUCCCUCCCCUCACCCUGCACACCUUUCUCCAAUUCCUCUCCAUCCCCAGCCUCCGCUCUGCUCCCUCAGCACGCCUCAUUCAACCAUCCCUCACCCGCACCUUCUCCCAUCCCUCCUACCUGCACUCUCCCCAUCUGCCACAUUCCUGGCCGGCCACCCUCAUAUCGGAGCUCUGGGGCUUUCCCACCAUCCUCUAGCCCUUCCGGGCAACCCAUCUCUUCUGGGCCAGACUUCCGUCUCAGCUUCUCUGGCACCCCUUGGCCUUUAUCCCCUCCUCUGGCCCUCUUUCCCCAAUGGAACCCACAGCUAUGCUGGACUAGGCCUGCCAGCAUCCAAAUGGACAUACCCAGACACAGCUGGUAUCUCUGACAGCAGCAUGAGGAGGAACACCCCAAGCCCUUGGCUUCCUCAGCCCACCCCUGUGACGAGUGCAGAUGUUCAAGGGUUGCAACCUGCACUGCCUGUGCGACCCUCCAGUGCUGACCCUCAGAGAAUGUCCAGGACCUCUCAACCUUGCACACCCUCUUCCAAAACCACAGAAGAGUUUGACAGAAGAAGAAUCACAGAGAGUCCAAGCUCCAUCCACACUCACUUCAAGUCCGAGCAGGAAUGUGUCUGGGUAGCAGCGGGGAAAACCAGACAGACUUACAGCCCAGUUGCCCUUGAGUCGCCCUCGAGUCGAAUCAAGCAGCCACUUGUUGUUUAUGAUCUCACUGGUGAGAGGCCAAAUCGCUACCAGGAAGAGAACCGGCGCAUUCUUCAGGAGAGCAUUGAGGUGGCACCGUACACUGCGAAACUGGGCUCUAAUAGGGAGUCACGAUACUCUAGAAGCCCCACAUCCACCCUUCAUUCCAAGGAGCAGGAGAGAGCGAUGGAGAGGGAGAGAGAAAGAAAGCAAGACAGAGAGCUAGAAGUGACUGCAUUCAGACACACUCUUCCCCCCCGGCCGCAGUCAGCCCACCCCACUCCCACUCUUACACAGAGCAGCUACUACACCUCCCUUUCCAACACUGUGGAGAACAAACCUCCACAGCGCAGAGCACCAGCCAGUCAAGAACUCUAUGAGAGGCUCAGUGCCAGCAACACCGUUGCAUCUGCCAUGACUUCGUCCAGCUCACAGAGCUCCAUCAAGGCCAGACCUCCACCUCUUGUUAUACAGCACCACAAGAAAGAUGAGUGUCUACUGGGUAAGAUCACAGAGCAACUGGCUCAUAAAGCUUCCACAAUGGAACAACUGGAGGUAGCAUCUUUAGAGAGAAGGGGGUCAGGCUCUUCUCUCAUUUCGGUCUCCUCUUCCUCCCGCAAUGUGCCUUUACUCCACCGAGCCCCAAUUUUUCACCCUCCAGCACCUCCUAUCAUGGUUUCUAAAGACUCCAAACAUGGUAGAUUGUCCCCGCCCACCCUCACACCUAUUCAGCCAAUGAGCUUGUCUGGUAAAAGUGAGAAGCAGCAAAGACCGCCCACUCUGUUACCUGAACUCAGACAUACUGCUGUAGAUGGGAAAAGGCCUGUUCCAAAUAAAGUAACAGUAGCAUCACAAGCUUAUGAUACUCAUCGGGGUGGAGUUUUGCACGGUUUUGAGAGAGGGGCUGUUGGGAACACAACAAAUGGUGGUGUAGUCAGACCACAAACCGCCACUGCAUCAGUUAUUGUUCGACCAACAAGCCACACGCACACAACAAUCAAUUACACAGUCUCCAACAGUUCAGUUUCACAGAUGCAUUGUGGUCACAUGAGCCCUUUGGAAAGCUUGUCCAAUUCACACUCUAAGAAUGGUAGUGUUCAGCAUAAAAGAGGAGUUCUCUGGACCCCUCUGGAUACUGUUCACCCCAUCAACAUGGCGGCCCCAAAUGCGGAUCUCAAUACUCCCAUAAACAUGAAAACUACUUCUAUGAAUACAGCUCAACCAAGUUGCAGAGUGACGCACCUGUUAACAAAUAUGGACACCACACAUUCUAGAGUAGAUUUAAUCACCAACAACUGCAAGAGAAGAGAUGGUGGGGCUGUUCAGCCAAAGACAGAGCCUUCUCCCACCUCCUUUUGCUCUUCUAGGGACUUUCCUCAUCUAAAGAAACACAGAGCUGUUCUAGCUACUGUUGAAUCCAGAAAUAACACACAUACAAUUCAACCUCAACACACUAUGAAUUCGUCAAACGAAACGAUUCAUAUCUCACACCCCUCUAACAGUAGGUAUGGCAAUUCACUCAGUACAAACACAGUGUGUUCUGCCCAUGCUCUAGAAAGGGAAAAGGUGUCUGUGUUCAACCCCAGUCCUUCUAAAUGUCACAGUGUAGCAUCAGGGAUGGCCAACCCUGAACCCCUAACCAAACAAAGCUUGCUCACCAAGGAGCAGCCACCUGCCUCAGCCCUCAGCAUCCAAUCAGCUCAAUCAAGUCAGAACAACUAUCAUAAACUGAAAAAAGCCUGGUUGACACGCCAUUCUGAGCAAGACAGAGACAGUACAACCUCCCAAAUAGCAGACGGCACUAAGACAUCUGUAACUCUGACCAACACAACAAGCACCUCUGAGCCAAUCAAACAGGAAGUAAAUGGACUUCUGGAUAGUUUGUCUGGUCAGCAGGACAAAGAUUCUGCACUAGACAGCAGAAAGUCCAAAAUAUUGGACAGGAAGUAUGGUUCAGAGGAGAAGAAGCCUACUCAAGCGAACAGGAGAUCAGAGGACAGGAAAUCUAAUGGUAAUGCCACAAGUAUCAGUACAGAAGACAAAAAAUCAGUCAUAGUAUAUGAGAAACCAGUAAUGGCAGGCAAGAAGUCUUCCAUGGAGGACGUCAAACCUGUCUUGGACAGAAAUGGUAAGGUGUCGGGCAAGGAGUCCACCCCAGUGGACAAGAAGUAUAAUGGAAAAAGAUCAACCUUGGUGCAUAUAAAGGCUGAGGAGAAACGGGGGGAGAAACGGCCAUUAGAGUUCAGCGAGGGUGGAGACUCUGGCAAUGAGAGUGAGAGCGGUGGAUCAGGACAGACGUUAAAAUUGCAGUCCAAGCUCUCUUUUAAAAUAAAGCAGAAUGACCAACAGAAGAAGAAAGUGGAGAAUAAAGGAGAGGAGGAGGAAGAAGAGGAGGAAAGCAAACCGAACGGAACAUUGCAAAGUCCAAAAGACAAGACUCAACAGAGAGUGUCGAACAGUAAUGGCAUCCCUCGAUCUGUGCUGAAAGACUGCCGGAAAGUGAGGAAGCUCAAACAAACUGGAGAAACUUUCUUACAGGACGACUCAUGUUCUGAGAUAGGCUUCAAUGUGCAGAAAUGCCGGGAGUGUCGCUUGGAUCGCAUGCGUAGAGCUGAGGAGCCAGCCAUCUCACCCGUCUUUUGUCGAUUUUACUACUUCCGUCGUUUGUCAUACAGUAAGAACGGCGUCAUCCGCGUGGAUGGGUUUUCGGUGUCCGAGCAGACAGAUGAGGAGGCGGUUACAGUGUGGACGGGCAGCUCAGAGGACGAGGAAGACAAGAAGAGGAGACAGAUGGACCUUGAGAUGUCUAAAUACGUCCUCUCACUCAUUGGAGACAAGUUCUGCCAGCUCGUAAAGACUGAGAACACUGCUGUCACCUGGGUCAAAAAAGACACUCAAGUCAUGUGGAAACGAGCUGUGAGGGGUGUGAGGGAGAUGUGUGAUUCGUGUGAGGCCACUCUUUUCAACAUGCACUGGGCAUGUCAUAAAUGUGGCUUUGUGGUGUGCAUGGACUGCUACAAUGCUCGUGAGAAGAAAAAAGCCAAAGAUAAGGAGUUGUACACUUGGGUCCGGUGUGUGAAAAAUCAGCCCCAUGACCUGAAGAACCUAAUGCCGACUCAGAUUGUCCCAGAAACAGUGUUGGCGGACAUGCAGAGCUGUGUGCACUCAAUUAGAGAAACAUUUGGAAUCUCUUUCCACUGUCCCUGCACUGACAACAAAAUCCUGAAUCCCAACACAGUCACUACUAAUGGACUCUCACCACUUUCAGACAGAGAGCAGAUUGACCAGAAGUGCCGACAGACCCCAGAUCAACAAAAGGAUGGACAACACACCACACUGAGAUCGCACACUGAGAGAAAAGAGAAGGCAGGGUGUGAUGGUGUGGAAGCUCACAACAAGAAGUCCUCCAGUUCAGAACAAGGAUCAACACUGCGUGAUCUUUUGACAUCCACAGCUGGGAGGCUAUGUCUUGGGUCCUCUGGAGGUGCCUUUGCUCCAGUUUAUGACUCAUCUGAACAGGUAGCCCAAAACACUCGCAUACCCAACAUCCUGCAUGACAUCAUCGCUUCUGUAGUAGAAAAAAAGAUUCCUGCUACAAAGACAGCCAGGAUGGAGCUGAAUCUGGAUUUGCUGCCAGAGGAGGAGGCGGGGCAUCUACCAGAGGGGGUGGAGUUUGAUGAAAGCCCACAGGCUGAUCCCCACACCAUUGUUCCUCACGAUUGGCUUGGAAACCAUCGGCUGCUUUGGCUCAAAGAUCACCGUCACCUAGGCAACCAAAGACUGUUCAAAGCUAACUGGACACAAGAGCAGCCAGUACUUGUGUCUGGAUUGCACAAGAUUUUGAAUGCUAGCCUUUGGAAGCCUGAGCACUUCAGCCGUGAGUUCUCCAAUCUUCACAGUGACCUCUACAACUGCCGUGACGGGAGCAUUACAAACUCCAAGGUCAAGGAUUUCUGGGAUGGUUUUGAGGACGUUUCAAAGAGGCCAAAAUCUGCAAAAGGGGAGUCAGUGGUGUACAGGCUGAAAGACUGGCCAUCAGGGGAGGAGUUUCUGGCCCUAAUGCCUGCCAGAUAUCAUGAUGUGAUGAAGACUUUGCCAGUACCGGAGUACACAGACCCAGAGGCUCAUCUGAACCUGGCUUCACACCUGCCCUCCUUUUUCAUCCGACCGGACCUUGGUCCUCGCCUCUGCUGCGCCCACGGUGUGACAGCAUGCCCAGAGCAAGACUUCGGGACCAGUAAUCUGCAUGUUGAAAUUUCUGACACUAUGAGUAUUCUGGUGUAUGUUGGGAUGGCCAAAGGAAAUGGGGCCCCUUCCAAAACAGGUAUAUUGAAGCUCUUGGACAGAGAAGCUCUAGAUGAGAGUGUAAAGAAAAGACUGAGAGACCCUAAUGAGACUCCAGGUGCUCUGUGGCACAUCUACAUGAGUAAAGAUCUGCCAAAAAUCCAGGAGUUUCUACAAAAGGUCGCUGCUGAGCAGGCUGAGGCAGAUCCAGACUCAGAGUGGGACAGUGAUGCAGACCCCUUACGUGAGGGCAGCUGGUAUCUGAGCCCCAGGCUGAGACAGAUUCUGCAGGAGGAACAUGGUGUAGAGAGCCACACACUCCUCCAGUUCCAUGGAGAUGCUGUUAUCAUCCCUGCUGGAGCUCUGCACCAGGUGAUGAAUCUGCACAGUUGCAUCCAAGUGAAUGUGGACUUUGUGUCCCCUGAACAUGCACACAACUCCUAUUACCUAACCCAGGAGCUCCGCCCUUUCAAAGACCAAGUAAACUAUGAGGACAAACUCCAGGUGAAGAAUAUCUUUUACCACUCGGUGAAAGAUGCUGUGGCCACACUGAGAACGCAUUUGAAGGAGAAAAGCACAGAGGUGGUGAAAGAGGAGUCCUGACGGUGCUCUUCUUUCUUCUCAGUCCAAUCACUUGGAGAAUAAAGACAAUCUCAAGAUUCUCCAGGCAGGAACCUUGUAGACGUGAUACCAAGAAAAUGGACCUUUCAUGUGCAUCUCUGCAAGGCUCUGUCUCUUCCUCUAUGAUGUCACUGUCUUCUCUUUGAUUUGAUUUUCCACUUCCCCAUUGUGUCUUCCUGCUUAGAUAGGAAGUGAGGUAAGGGGUGUUGGUACACAAAACAGAGAGAUGAAAGUAGUACAGUGUGCUCUUGAGCCAGGGGCAAAGUAUUGGAAAGAACAACACUGGUAAAUACACUUUUUUCCAAAGGCGAUAAAGAUUUGUGACAUUUUCUUUAUCAGUAGUUCUUGCGCUGCUAAGUGUUUGCCAUGCUGUUUUUUGGACAGUUUGGAGAGAGCAGUGAUUCCAACACAAUCAGAGCACCAUUACAUCAUGCUAGCGGCUGCCAAACUGACAGCUUUUAUUAUGUUUAAAGACAACAUUAAAUUAUUUACAGUUUGGCAAGUAUUCACUGUGCAGAGGGAGAAUUUGAGAGAAAUUGCAGUCUAUUUGGUUUGUAUAAAAAUUUGUGAAAUUUUUAACUGAAAUGUACAAUGUAAAUA
Messenger RNA from Xyrauchen texanus (razorback sucker), 8695 nucleotides. It is a transcript of the gene jmjd1ca, whose product is annotated as jumonji domain containing 1Ca. The transcript has 27 exons. Gene Ontology annotation, biological process: regulation of transcription by RNA polymerase II. NCBI's taxonomy places the organism in Eukaryota, Metazoa, Chordata, Actinopteri, Cypriniformes, Catostomidae. The record is from RefSeq and is a predicted model, not a curated record. Gene Ontology annotation, molecular function: transcription coregulator activity; histone H3K9 demethylase activity; chromatin DNA binding. The coding region runs from base 173 to 8077 and encodes 2634 amino acids. Gene Ontology annotation, cellular component: histone deacetylase complex; chromatin.